Myripristis murdjan (pinecone soldierfish) is the source of this 4279-nucleotide messenger RNA. It is a transcript of the gene ace, whose product is annotated as angiotensin I converting enzyme (peptidyl-dipeptidase A) 1. Gene Ontology annotation, biological process: proteolysis. Gene Ontology annotation, cellular component: plasma membrane. The record is from RefSeq and is a predicted model, not a curated record. Lineage: Eukaryota; Metazoa; Chordata; Actinopteri; Holocentriformes; Holocentridae. The transcript is spliced from 25 exons. Gene Ontology annotation, molecular function: metallopeptidase activity; peptidyl-dipeptidase activity. The coding region runs from base 174 to 4019 and encodes 1281 amino acids.
UCAGGCUGGGAAGGGAGCAGUGAAGGACUGGAUGAGACAACAGCCUCAGGGGGAAGGUGCACUCUCACUUCACUGGAGGGAGUUUAUUUUUAGCCUCUUCUCCCAACUCGUCCACUUUCCAGUUUUUUCCCUCUACUUUUUCUUUGGUGGGAGAUAGAGCCAAGGGGAGCGGGAUGGCCAGGUUUCUUUGGGCAGGGGUGCUGCUGUUGCCAGUCCUGGGACUCUUUGAGGCUUUGCCAUCCACCUGGCUGCCAGGGCAUUAUGCUAACACCACGGCUGAUGCGACAAGGUUUGCCAAAGACUACAACACCACAGCAGAGCAGGUGCUUUUCUACAGCGUCUCUGCCAGCUGGAACUACAACACCAACUUGACGGACCACAACUCUGAGCUCCAGGUAAAUGCAUCACUGGAAGAGCAAGCCUUCACUGAGGCCUGGGGCUUGAAGGCCAAGGAGGUGUUCCCUAAAGAGUUUCUGGACACACUCCCUGACCCCAAAGUCAAGAAGCUGAUUGAAAAGAUCAGUGUCCUGGGAGCUGCCAACCUGCCACCGAAGGAGAGAGAGGAGUAUAAUCAAAUUCUGAGCACCAUGGACAAAAUUUAUUCAACGUCCAAGGUGUGUCCAAAGCCAGGUGAAUGCUGGAGCCUGGAACCUGAGCUGACAGACAUCAUGGCCAACUCCAGGAGCUAUAAGAGGCUACUGUAUGCCUGGGAGGGCUGGCACAACUCAUCAGGUGUACCUCUUAGGGAGCACUACCCCAAAUUUGUGACACUUAGCAACAAAGCCUCUCAAGCUGAUGGCUUCAAAGACACUGGAGAUGACUGGCGGUCCUGGUAUGAGACUCCAACCUUUCAGGACGAUUUGGAGAAACUCUACCAGACCAUACAGCCCCUCUACCAGAAUCUGCAUGCCUUUGUCCGCCGCAAGCUCUACAACCAGUAUGGCCCCAAGUACAUCAAUCUCAAAGGACCGAUCCCUGCUCACCUGCUAGGAAACAUGUGGGCUCAGACCUGGAACAAUAUCUAUGGCAUGAUGAUCCCCUUCCCUGACAAACCCAAUGUGGAUGUGACUAAUGAAAUGGUCAAUCAAGGAUACAAUGCCACACACAUGUUUCGUGUUGCUGAGGAGUUCUUCGUCUCUCUGGGUUUGAUUCCGAUGCCUCCGGAGUUCUGGGAAAAAUCGAUGCUGGAGAAGCCUGAUGGUCGGGAGGUGGUGUGUCACGCGUCGGCCUGGGACUUCUACAACCGCAAGGACUUCAGGAUCAAGCAGUGCACCACAGUGACCAUGGAGCAGCUCUUCACUGUGCACCACGAGAUGGGACACGUGGAGUACUACUUGCAGUACAAGGACCAGCCUGUGGGCUUCCGGCGCGGAGCCAACCCCGGCUUCCACGAGGCUAUAGGCGAUGUUUUGUCUCUCUCCGUCUCCACACCCAAACAUCUGCACACCAUCGGCUUGCUGGAUUCUCUGACCAGUGACAAUGAGACAGACAUUAACUACCUGUUGAAGAUGGCUCUGGAGAAGAUAGCCUUCCUGCCCUUUGGCUACCUCAUCGACCAGUGGAGAUGGGGCGUGUUCAGUGGACGCACCCCUCCAGAGCGCUACAAUGCUGAAUGGUGGUAUCUCAGGACAAAAUACCAAGGCAUCUGCCCACCCACCAGGCGCACAGAGGAGCACUUUGAUCCAGGAGCAAAAUACCACAUUCCUGGAAACACGCCAUACAUCAGGUAUUUUGUCAGCUUCAUUUUGCAGUUCCAGUUCCAUGAGAAACUGUGCGAGGCAGCGAAUCACACCGGCCCCCUACACACGUGUGACAUCUACCGGUCGAAGGAAGCAGGAGCCAUCUUAGAGAGGGUUCUUAAAGCUGGCUCUUCCAAACCGUGGCCUGAUGUGCUCCAGGAGGCCUUGGGGACCAAUAAGAUGGAUGCUGGCGCACUGAUGAGAUACUUUGACCCCAUUAUUGAAUGGCUGAAAGAACAGAAUGUGAAUGAGACACUGGGCUGGCCUGAAUUCAACUGGGUCCCACCCAUUCCUGAGGGCUACCCUGAGGACAUUGAUAAGAAUACAGACGAGCUUCAAGCAAAGACGUUCCUUGAGGAGUACAACCGAACAGCGGAGGUGGUGUGGAACGCCUACACCGAGGCCUCUUGGGCGUACAACACUGACAUCAACGACGCCAACAAGCAGACAAUGCUUGAGAAGAACCUGGAGAUGUCUAAACACACCCUGGAGUACGGACAGAAAGCCCGCAAGUUCGACACCGCCGACUUCCAGGACGGCUCGGUGAAGCGCAUCAUCAAGAAACUGAGCGACAUUGAGAGGGCCGCGCUCUCGCCAACAGAACUGGAGGAGUACAACACUCUCCUGUCCAACAUGGAGACGAAGUACAGUGUUGCUGAAGUUUGCAGACCAAACAAGACUUGCCAUCCUCUGGAUCCAGAUCUCCAGAGGAUCAUGGCUGAGUCGAGAGAUUACGACGAGUUGCUGUUUGCCUGGAAGGGCUGGAGAGACGCUGCUGGCAAAGUCCUGCGCCAGGAUUACAAGAGAUAUGUUCAACUGGCCAACAAAGCUGCCACACUAAACGGUCAUAGUGACAAUGGUGCUUUCUGGCGCUCCCUGUAUGAAACCCCCACCUUUGAGCAGGACCUGGAGUCUCUGUGGAAAGAGCUGGAGCCCCUCUAUCAGAAUUUACAUGCCUAUGUUCGCAGAGCUCUCUACAAAAAGUAUGGUGAAAAGCACAUCAACCUGAAGGGACCCAUUCCUGCUCAUUUGCUAGGGAACAUGUGGGCACAGACAUGGUCUGGCAUCAUGGAUUUGGUCACGCCCUACCCAGAUGCUACGCAAGUUGAUGCCACACCAGCUAUGGUGGCAAAGGGCUGGAAUGCCACCAGGAUGUUCCAGGAAUCCGAUCAUUUCUUCACCUCUCUGGGUCUGCUGCCCAUGCCAAAAGAAUUCUGGGACAAGUCCAUGCUGGAGAAGCCUACUGAUGGACGCAAAGUAGUGUGUCAUGCCUCUGCAUGGGACUUCUACAACCGAAAAGACUUCAGGAUCAAGCAGUGCACAGUGGUGACCAUGGAUGAUCUGAUCACUGUGCACCACGAGAUGGGCCACGUCCAGUACUUCCUGCAGUACAAAGACCAGCCAGUGUCCUUCCGCGACGGAGCCAACCCUGGCUUCCAUGAAGCCAUCGGUGAUGUGCUGGCUCUGUCUGUGUCCACCCCAAAACAUCUGCAGAGCAUCGGCCUCCUGGACAAGGUGGAGAGCAACGAAAAGAGUGAUAUCAACUUCCUAAUGAGCAUGGCCCUGGACAAGAUUGCGUUCCUACCCUUCGGCUAUCUGAUGGACCAGUGGAGAUGGAAGGUAUUUGACGGGCGCAUCCCAGAGUCUGAGUACAACAAGGAGUGGUGGAACCUCAGAAUGAAGUAUCAGGGUCUGUGUCCACCUGUAACACGCACUGAGGAUGACUUUGACCCGGGUGCAAAGUUCCACAUCCCUGCUAACGUACCCUAUGUCAGGUACUUUGUCAGCUUCAUCAUCCAGUUUCAGUUCCACAAGGCGCUGUGCGAGGCUGCCAACCACAUCGGGCCCCUCCACACCUGUGAUAUUUACAAGUCUCAAGCAGCCGGGAAGCUGCUGGGGGAUGUGAUGAAGCUGGGCUUUAGUAAGCCCUGGCCAGAGGCGAUGGCCAUGAUCACCAAACAGCCCAAAAUGACCGCCCAGCCACUCAUGCAGUAUUUCCAACCUCUGAUUAAAUGGCUCGAAGAUGAGAACAACAAGAACAACGAUCUCCGUGGCUGGCCUGAGUACGACUGGCAACCUCCAACCGAUGGCACCAGCCCCACUAAAGAGGCUACAGUGGACUUCUUGGGUAUGAGUGUGGGCAGUGCGGCUGCGGUGGCGGGCCAGUGGGUGCUCUUGGUCCUCUCCCUGGUCUUCGUGAUCGCCACCAUCUACCUGACUUACAAAUACAGGAAGUCAAAAAAGCCUGAAAAGUCUUCAUCGACGAUGGAGCUCAAGUAAAAAGACCAGUCAUUAAUGACGGCUAAAAGGGCUGAAUGAAUGCCCUCCUUACUGUAGCUAGCACAGUACCAACCUCAAUGUGAAGUGAACAACAGCGUUUUUGUGCACUGCACAGUACAUCUGAUCAAAUUUGCUUUUCUUUUUGGUCUGCUUCCCUCCCUAGUCCUGUAUAUUUAUUGUAUACACUCGGAGUCAAAUUAUUUUGACUAUGCAAAAAGAACCUUACAGUUUUGUAAUUUAUUUGUAAUAUUUUGAAUGUU